This is a messenger RNA of Dissoconium aciculare CBS 342.82, 1754 nucleotides long. RefSeq lists its product as uncharacterized. The transcript is spliced from 2 exons. Lineage: Eukaryota; Fungi; Ascomycota; Dothideomycetes; Mycosphaerellales; Dissoconiaceae. The record is from RefSeq and is a predicted model, not a curated record. The coding region runs from base 393 to 1754 and encodes 453 amino acids.
ACUCGCCCCCGGGUCUCUGGACCUUCUUGUUGGAAGCCUCGCCUAUGCACUGCGACCGGGCAGGAUUGCGCGCUGAGAAACUCACCGGCAAUAGUAAUCGGAAACAUCAUGAUACCAUGAUUGUGGAUCGCGAAUGAUGCGCCGUUAUAUGCGCGUUGCGGCAGCAAAGGACUUGCCGUGCAGGUUUGUCGGUCGUUGUUGAUGAGUCACCAUAGAUGGCUCUGUCAUGAGAGUGACUGUGAUCACCAGAGAUGUCCUCUCAUAACAUGCGUGUGGAUAGGCAUUUCAACUUCGAACAGCGGCAGGAUAAUGGAUUUUCAUUUUGGUCCGCCGUCAUCUCAGAGACCGUCAAAACCUGCUACCUAGGCCUCAAACAAGCAUCAUGAGCAACCAUGAAUCCCUCUCCGAACCAAUCGUCUCUUCCAACCAUGGAGGAACGCAAAGAAAUGUUCAAGUUCAGCCGCGGAGAUUUCUUGGGCGCUAUUCGUGGCGAAAAGGUACCGCAGGCCUUGGGUGCGGGCGUCAUUGAGACUUGUCUGGUUCGAGGCAUACGGCAUCAGACCUCAAUCGCUCUCACCGAGCAAUAUGCCAAGGAGCUCCAUCGAGCCGACCCUAUGUACAUGCGCGCUGUCAAUGCUCGAAGGAUCAUGAGUAAUCGUAUCGAUUUGUUGCCACCAAGCUUCGCCUCCGACGAGAUACCCUAUUGUAUCUGGUAUCCUGAUCUCGCGGAAGAGUCGACAUACCGAGCAUUGGCCGUUCGAUACCCAGAGUUGAGAUAUCAAGUCGCUCGAGCUUGCGCAGUAGCUCAUUAUAACGAUCUAUAUCGCGAACUGGACAUUUUGCCUGAAGUCCAUGUUGGAGAGGAGGCCCGAGAAAGUGGAGUUGCCGAAGAGGGAACAGAAUGGGAACCUCGUGAUGUGCCCGAGCUGGCGACGCUGCUCUCGGAGCCUCUCCCGAAACACUUGCCGAUCAUCGAAAAGGACCUCCUCAUCCAGAUGGCGGCUUAUCACGGGAAUGUCGAGCGAUACUCCCGCCUUCGCCGCCCUCGGAAAAUCAGGGGUGAAACCGCGUGCCUGCUGCAUGGGAUCCUCCACCACGCCCAAUUUGCUCGUUGGGUCGUCAAGCAACCCGAUUUGUAUGAAGGCGGACAUGUGCCUCCCGCAUGUCACGCCCGGCUCAUUAUGAAAAACAUCCUCUCCUCAGUCAACACUCCCACCAUCCGUCAGGACGAGUUACCGUAUCAGAUCUGGUAUCCGGAUCUCGCCGCAGAAUCCACAUACCGGGCAUUGUACGACCUUCACCCGUGCAUGGCAUCUCAGAUCCUCCGAGCGUGCAUCGUCGGCCAGUAUUAUCCACUCUUCGAACAUGUGCUAUCUCGGACCUCCCCGGACGAAGCGGUCUUAUACGAAGCCAAGCGCCACUUCGAUCUCUAUUUCCACGCACGAGUCGCCCAGCGCAUCGCCGAUGUCGGCGGCGAAGUCGUCCGAGUCGCGAAUUGGAAGAGAUCGCCGCCGCGGCUGUGGAAGGUCAACGAUGCGUGGGUACCACACCGGAUGGAGCGGGAGAUCGGUACGGGAUGGGACGCCUGUAAUUCAAGUAUGCACUGCACCACCCGCGACCUCGACUUCAUGACCUGCGUGCCGGAAGAGUGGAAGCGCAACAUGGACGGGGGCCAGGAUGCGGACUUGCACAUCGAUUACGUCAAUUGGCCUCCCGGAUGGACGGCGAUGACCACCACGCCCCGAACGCAGUAG